AUGAUUUUGCUAUUACCGCUCCUUCUCUCCGUCCUGCUGGAUGGAGCCGUGUGCCAGCUGCGCUUCUCUGUACCGGAGGAGCAGGAGCACGGGACCGUCAUUGGGAAUAUCGCGGAAGAUUUGGGGUUGGACAUUACCAAACUUUCCGCCCGCCGCUUCCAGACGGUGCCCAGCUCGAGGAACCCUUACUUGGAUGUGAACCUGGAGAACGGGAAUCUUUAUGUUAAGGAGAAAAUAGACCGGGAGGAGAUAUGCAGGCAGACAGUACCGUGCAACCUGCACCUUGAGGUGUUUCUGGAGAACCCGCUCGAGCUUUUCCGCGUGGAGAUCGAGGUGAUGGAUAUCAACGACAAUCCCCCCACUUUCCCUGAGACAGACAUCACUGUGGAGAUAACAGAAAGUGCCACCCCAGGUACCCGGUUCCCGGUGGAGAAUGCUUUCGACCCAGAUGUCGGGACUAACGCGCUCAGCACCUACGCCAUAACGAACAAUAACAACUUUUACCUGGAUGUUCAGACACAGAGCGACGGGAACAAGUUUGCGGAGCUAGUGCUGGAAAAACCAUUAGACCGGGAGCAGCAGGCGGUGCAUCGGUACGUGCUCACGGCAGUGGACGGAGGGGUGCCACAACGGACUGGCACCGCGCUCCUGGUCGUUAAAGUCCUGGAUUCCAACGAUAACGCACCCAUCUUCGACCAGUCGGUGUACACGGUGAGCCUACGGGAGAAUUCACCGGUGGGCACUCUGGUUAUUCAGCUGAACGCCACUGAUGUAGAUGAAGGGCAGAAUGGAGAGAUAGUAUAUUCAUUUAGUAACCACAACCCACCGCGGAUAAAGGAUCUGUUUAAAAUCGAUGCCAGGACGGGGAGAAUAGAGGUGGCUGGGGAAGUGGACUAUGAGGAGAGCAGUACACACCAGAUAUACGUCCAGGCUAAAGACCUGGGAGCAAACGCAGUGCCCGCGCACUGCAAAGUCCUGGUCAAACUGGUCGACGUUAACGACAACACACCGGAGAUCAGUUUCAGCACCGUGACGGAGUCUGUGAGCGAGCAGGACGCCCUGGGCACUGUCAUAGCCCUCUUCAGCGUCACCGACCGGGACUCGGGCGACAACGGGCUGUUGAGCUGCGAGAUUUUGGGUGACGUUCCUUUCAAACUCAAAUCAUCAUUUAAAAACUACUACACCAUAGUAACGGAUGGACUAUUAGACAGAGAAAACGCAGACUCAUACACAAUCACUGUUGUAGCCAAAGACCAGGGGCUCCCCUCCCUAGCCACAAGCAAAUCCAUAAAGGUACACGUUUCCGACGAGAACGAUAACGCACCCCGCUUCACGCAGCCAGUUUACGAUGUGUAUGUGACGGAAAAUAACGUACCAGGUGCUUUUAUUCACGCGGUGAGCGCCGUGGACCCUGACGUUGGUCCGAACGCGCUCAUUACCUACUCCAUAUUGGAGUGUGACAUCCAGGGCAUGUCGGUGGACACCUAUGUGUCCAUCAACCAGGACACUGGCUACCUUUAUGCACUGCGCUCAUUCGACUAUGAACAGUUGAAAGAGUUUAGCUUUAUGGCACAGGCCAAAGACUCCGGGAGCCCGGAGCUCUCCUCCAACAGCACUGUUAACGUCAUCAUCAUUGACCAGAAUGACAACGCGCCGUCGGUGAUAGCCCCUGUCGGUAAGAACGGCACCGCCAAAGAACACCUGCCGCGCUCCGCCGAGCCGGGCUACCUGGUCACGCGUAUUGUCGCCAUGGACGCAGAUGAUGGCGAGAACGCACGGCUCUCCUACAGCAUUCUGCGCGGCAACGAGAUGGGCAUGUUCCGCAUGGACUGGCGGACGGGGGAGCUGCGCACAGCACGCCGCGUCUCCACCAAGCGCGACCCCCAGGGCUCCUACGACCUGCUGAUUGAGGUGAGGGACCACGGCCAGCCGCCACUCUCCUCGUCGGCUAGUGUGAGUGUGAUCCUGGUGGAUAGUGCGAUAGAGGGACGGAGUGGAGACCGAGGGGGUUCUUCCUCCAAGUCCAAAGAGACCUCUCUGGAUCUCACCCUCAUCCUCAUCAUCGCCCUGGGCGCCGUCUCUUUCAUCUUCCUCCUGGCUAUGAUCGUGCUGGCUGUGCGCUGCCAGAAAGACAAGAAGCUGGACCUGUACACGUGCCUCAUGGCGGGGGAGUGUUGCCUGUGCUGCAGCCCGUGCGGCUCGCGCCAGGCGCACGGCAGGAAACAGAAGAAGCUCAGCAAGUCGGACAUCAUGCUGGUCCAGAGUACUAACGUCACCUCCGGUGUGGGCGCAGUGGGCCAGGUGCCUGUGGAGGAGUCUGGUGUCGGCGGGGUCGGGAUGGGCGGCGUGUUCAGUUCCCAUCAUCAUCAGAACCAGAACUCCUACUGCUACCAGGUGUGUCUGACACCGGAGAGCGCCAAGACGGACCUGAUGUUCCUCAAACCGUGCAGCCCCUCGCGCAGCACUGACACGGACCACACCAACCCCUGUGGGGCCGGGUACAGCGAACAGCAACCGGACAUCUUAUCCAACGGGAGCAUCCUCUCCAAUGAGGUAAUGCUUGGUUUCUAUUAG
Molecule: messenger RNA, 2574 nt
Organism: Coregonus sp. 'balchen'
Lineage: Eukaryota; Metazoa; Chordata; Actinopteri; Salmoniformes; Salmonidae
Source: the annotation of a GenBank genome assembly